Molecule: messenger RNA, 726 nt
Organism: Purpureocillium takamizusanense
Lineage: Eukaryota; Fungi; Ascomycota; Sordariomycetes; Hypocreales; Ophiocordycipitaceae
Exons: 4
Coding region: 1-726 (241 amino acids)
Biological process (GO): mycotoxin biosynthetic process
Source: RefSeq, a predicted model, not a curated record
AUGGAUUGUAGCUUCGAAAAGGAGAUUCCGAAAUCGCCUAGGAGCUCCUGCUCCCAAGAGGACCAAUCCACCAUUGGUCUCCUGACAGAGCUGCGAUACACUCCUCGGCAGAAGAAAGCACCCUUCACAUGGCAAUGGGUCUUGUACGCCACCAUCAUUGUGCAAACUAUAGCGCUUGUGGUAGCCAUGGGGUUCAUCUGGGCUUCCCCGGAUCCCAUCCUCACUGUUUGGUUCGAUGCACUAUGGGACGAUCUUUAUGAUGCCGGGUUGAUCAGCGUGAUUUCCGAAAACGAGGCGUCCAAACUCCUCAACAAAACCCGCGCUGCUCCUAAAGCACCAGACCUAUAUCUCGUUCAACUCCAAGUGUUCCAUGACUUGCACUGCCUCAAUCUCAUCCGGAAAUGGGUCUACAUGGACGUGUACCCCGACCAGGCGGAAUGGGUCGACGGCAGAUUGAACCACGACACUGUGAAUGCCUUGCACGUUGAUCAUUGUAUUGAUGCUCUUCGGCAAUCGAUCAUGUGCACGGGUGACAUCACGCCGAGGAAGUUCGCCCCCCACGACAACGAGAGGCAGUACUACGUGUACCCCGACAUCUACGUAACGCAAGUGUGCCGCAACUAUGAAGCCAUUCGCGACUGGGCCAAGGGAAGGAGAGUAGUCGAGUGGAUGAUGAGCUUUGACGAGGAAUGGGAGCGCACUAGGUUCGACACUUCUCUGCCGUGA